Molecule: messenger RNA, 1425 nt
Organism: Lolium rigidum
Lineage: Eukaryota; Viridiplantae; Streptophyta; Magnoliopsida; Poales; Poaceae
Product: ranBP2-type zinc finger protein At1g67325-like
Exons: 10
Coding region: 48-1103 (351 amino acids)
Biological process (GO): regulation of DNA-templated transcription
Cellular component (GO): nucleus
Molecular function (GO): RNA binding; transcription coregulator activity
Source: RefSeq, a predicted model, not a curated record
CCGCUCCUACCCGCUCGCCGGUUCCUGUCCCCGCUUCACCGCCAGCAAUGUCUUCUCAGAUGGAUAACCGCAGCCAGUCCGCCGGAAAGCGCGCGCGCACCGACGGUAGCCGCCGCGAGGACGACUGGGUCUGCCCGAGCUGCCGGAACAUCAACUUCGCGUUCCGCACCACCUGCAACAUGCGCAACUGCGACCAGCCCAGGCCCGCCGAGUACACGGCUAUGCAGACUCCGCCCCACUACUCGGUGCCCGCGCGGUACAUGGCCCCAGGGACGCCGCCGUCCAUGUACCUCGGCGCUGCACCGCCCCAGUACGCCCCCUCCCUCUAUAACGGGCACGCCAUGCCGCGCUACGGCAUUCCUCAGCUCUCCCCGGGGUCUGGGUACCAAUACGGCUACGGCGCUCGACUCCCGAUGGGGAGCCCCUACGGGCCGCCGGUGCAUAUGACUGGGCCACCUCAGUAUUCUGCUGGCCCUAUGAUUGGUGGAGGUGGAAUGUACAGCAUCAGCAUGCCCAUUGACAGAUAUGGCUUGGGCUCACCUGGUGGUCCUGGUGCAAUGGUAAUCACUCCUGUCACAAGGGCUGGUUCCUAUUCUGAGGAAGGCUCACAGAAGAAAUCUGCAGGAGCUGGGCGUGAUAAUGAUUGGAAGUGCCCUAAUUGCAACAACGUCAACUUCGCCUUUCGGGCAGUCUGUAACAUGAGGAAAUGCAACACUCCAAGACCUGAUAACCAGGGACCCAAACCUGACAGUUCACGAGGUUCAAAACCGAAGACGCCAGAGGGUAGUUGGAAGUGCGAUAAGUGCAAUAACAUAAACUAUCCUUUCCGGACGAAAUGCAACCGCCCAACUUGUGGGGAAGAAAAGCCAUUGCAGGCAAACAGCCCUGAUGAUUUGGCUACAGAUCAGGACAAUCAGUUUUUGUCAUGUAAUAUUGCGAUGCUUUUGUCAAAGCUGCAACUUUCACAUGACUUUGAAGACAGCAGCAGUGCUCUAACCAAGAAGGAUCUUCCUCGCCGCGCCGAUGGGCUACCGCUACCGACAAGUUCAUAUGCCCUGCGAAUGGCAGCUCUGAGUGAGUUGCGCGGCAGUUUCAUGAACUGACGAGCAACCAUUUCAAUUUGCUCAAACAGUGAGAAAUAUGUGGACAUAUAGGGGCACAGUGAGGAAUAUGUGGACAUACUCUAUAGCUUGCAACGGAUGGGCAUUGCUUGCAAUGAGUAGGGUCCUAGUUGGAAGAGAUCAGAUUGUAGUUUAGCCCCUGCGUGAUUUGUCAGAGUAUAUUUACUUCUGUUCUCAUUCAUUGUUAGUAGUAGGGCUGUUUUGUUUCUUCAUCAAUUAAGUGGCACGUUUGUGUAAAUCUGAUGUAAAAUCGAUCUUGGUUAUACUAUCGUCAGCACAUGUUACGACGCUGAUUGGUUCUUUC